AUGGACAGCCGAAUACCGCCAGCGUACACUGGUCAAAUGGACAUGUCAAUGCCAGGAAUGCCGGACGGACAACCAACUGAUUGGAGUACAAAUGGAGGAACGAAUGAAUGGAAUUCGGGGAAUACGGAUGGAACGGAUUGGAAUAAUCAAGGAUCAACAGGACAAGUUGGAGAAGGAGAUGGAGGAAAUGAUCAGUGGAAUAAUAUGAAUGGGAAUAUGAAUGGGAAUAUGAAUGGGAAUGGAAAUGGACAUGAAAAUGGAAAUGGAAUGCCUCCAGUUUUCCCCAACAAUGGCAUGAUGCAAAAGUCGAUGCCUUUACAGGUAGCUUUUCCAGCAUCUCCAAAUGAGAAAGAUUGGGUGAUGACAGCUGGGAAUGAGUCACAAGUUGACAACGUUUUAGCUAUCUCGUUAAACUAUGGCGGUCGCCUUGUUUCUAUGGGUUAUUUCUUGAUUGGAAGCACUGUUCACUAUUAUGCAAUUAUGCAUAAAUACACUGGUCCAGUUUUCAUCAAACCUGGUCCGAUGUCUUUUAAUGAAUUAGUGAAAGCUGUCAGAGAAAAUGAACUCCGAGAUCUUGCGUUGACACAAGUUUGUGGACAAGAAGAGGAAAAAGGCGAAAUCACAUUCAGUACAUAUUGGGAGAGGAUACCAGGAGUCGAGUUUCAAAUCUGGUUCCCGGGAACACAAUACGCGGAUGAGCAACGGAAACAUUUUGAGAAAGAGGGAUAUCGACUCACUCAUUUGUGUGGAUACUCGGCUGAUGGACGGGGAAAAUAUGUUGGUGUUUGGCAGAAACCGACUCUCAACAAUCUUCAAUACGAGGCUCAUUAUGGAUUGUCGUUGGAUAAUAUGAUGAGAAAAGAUCGAGAACUCGCUGAGAGGGGCUAUACAGCGACAUCAGUUCGAUGCUUUAACAAUAAGCAACAGAUCUUAUGCACAGGAAUCUGGGAAUACAGACCCGGUCAAAAGUCAACGGUUCUCGUCGGUUCAGAUCUCAAACAAAUGCAUCAAAAGUUCAAAUCAAAUUCAAAGAUUUUGCCAAGACAAAUCAGCCAUAUUAAAGAUGGUUUCGGGAAUGUUCGUUUCGUCGUUUUAUGGAGCGAUGUUCACUCGAAUCGAUAUCCAAAUCCGUCAGGGCUUUGGAAUGCGACAAACCCUAUUCCUGUUCGUUUUCUAAAAGGUGCUCCGGAUUUGUUGUCUUCUUCACAACUUGAUUUUAUCGUUCGUCGAGUUGAGCAUUUUAUGAAAGAUCUCAACAUUCCCGGGCUUUCAAUUGCGAUUUCAAAAAAAGAACAGCUCAAGUUUGCUGCUGGUUUUGGAUAUGCUGAUAUUCGAGCGAAAGAACCAGUAACACCAAAUCAUCAAUUUCGAAUUGGAUCUGUUUCGAAACCGAUCACUGCUGCAGCUGUGAUGGUGUUGGUUGAUGAGGGAAAGCUCGAAUUGGAUCAUCCUGUUUGGGGAAGGAAUGGAUAUCUUGGUAUGGAGUUUGCAUCGAAGAAGUCGUAUCGACGCUGGGUGAGUGAUGUGACAGUCAGACAUCUACUCGAGCACACCGCAGGUGGUUGGGACAAUUUGGCAUCAGAUGCUGCUUGGAUUCAACCCGAGAUGAGCACAAAGGAGUUAAUCACACACGUUUUAGAAAACGUUCCAUUAAAUGAAAGACCUGGGCACACUUGGAUCUACUCGAAUUUUGGAUAUCAAGUUCUUGGGCAUUUGAUCGAGCGAAUGAGCGGGCAACCGUAUGAAAAUUUCGUCAAGAAAAGCGUUUUCGCGCCAGCUGACGUGCACGAGAUUCAAGUGGCGAGGCCGACCAUAUCGGAAAGAGCACCUCGAGAAGUGAUGUACUACAUGUCGGGGACGGGAAUUGGGUUCAACCCGUACGAGAUGUUGCCACCAGAAAGGAUUGGACCAUGGGGUGGAUGGAUUGCGAGCCCAAUACAAUUACUUAUGUUCAUGAGCGCUGUGGAUGGAGCUGAUGGAAGAGAGGACAUUUUGAGUGAAGAAUCAGUGAAAGAAUGGAUUAAGCCGACAUUGGCUAGCAAUGAUACAUACGGUCUUGGAUGGUCAUUGAAUAUCAUGGGAUUUAACGGAUUGCAACAUGAUGGAAGAAUGCCGGGAAGUGCCUCAAUGUUGGUAAGAUUAAACAAUGGAUUGGCAAUGGCUGUCACUGUGAAUAAGGAAUACUCGGAACGGGAUUUCUUCCACGAGUUGGGCUAUGUGCUUCACCAUAUCGGAAACAAUUGUGAUUGGUGGGAUGAGACGAAGAACGAUCUCUUCCAGAAAAGAAUUCGAUAU
Messenger RNA from Mesorhabditis belari, 2295 nucleotides. The record is from the annotation of a GenBank genome assembly. NCBI's taxonomy places the organism in Eukaryota, Metazoa, Nematoda, Chromadorea, Rhabditida, Rhabditidae.